UUAACUUUUAUUUAUUUUACAAAAUUCAAAUGUUUAUCCGUCAAUAUUUUUACACUUAUUAUGAAUUACGGCGCCGAUUUCGGAGUUGGAAACGACAACUUUUUUAUCAUCCAAAUCAGACUUAUCAGGAUCUAGCCAACAAGGGAACUUUUGUAAAAUUUUGUACUCAAUUACUUGUUUGGAAUUUGGUUGCUAUUUUUGCAAUUAAACGAUUCUUUAAUAAGGAAUUAACUUCUCUCAACGAAAAAGGAAUUGAAGCGCCAAAAUUUUCCGAACUUUGGAAUGAAAUAAGAGGCCGUUGGAAAGAAAAUGAUGAUACCCGUAAAUAUUACUUUAAAAAUCCACUUCAUUAUAUGACGGAUUCUGCCAUUUCAAAAAGGAAACAUGUGGAUUUAACAAAAGCAAAAUUUCCACUUGACGAUAUUUGA
Meloidogyne enterolobii is the source of this 428-nucleotide messenger RNA. The record is from the annotation of a GenBank genome assembly. Lineage: Eukaryota; Metazoa; Nematoda; Chromadorea; Rhabditida; Meloidogynidae.